Lasiodiplodia theobromae is the source of this 1854-nucleotide messenger RNA. Its product is annotated as Zinc finger DHHC-type palmitoyltransferase protein. Gene Ontology annotation, cellular component: Golgi apparatus; endoplasmic reticulum. The transcript has 3 exons. The coding region runs from base 1 to 1854 and encodes 617 amino acids. Gene Ontology annotation, biological process: protein targeting to membrane; peptidyl-L-cysteine S-palmitoylation. Gene Ontology annotation, molecular function: protein-cysteine S-palmitoyltransferase activity. The record is from RefSeq and is a predicted model, not a curated record. Lineage: Eukaryota; Fungi; Ascomycota; Dothideomycetes; Botryosphaeriales; Botryosphaeriaceae.
AUGGCCACGCUCGCUGAACUCGCGCCCUCCCCGCCGCACUCGCCCAGUCUCGCCAUGCGACGCAAGAGCUGGGCCCGCCGCUGCGAGCGCUAUUGCUGCAAUGUCGUCUCCUACUUCCCGCUAUGCAUUGUCUACGGCCUCACCACCUGGGCUGUGUGGGUGGCGUACAAGAUCGGCGUGCAGGAGAAGCUCAGCACAUCCAAAGAUUACUUCUUUGCCUGGGUGGCUAUGAUCCUCUAUGCCAUGCUCAAUUGGUGCUACACCACAGCCGUCUUCACGGACCCCGGCUCGCCCAUCGACCAGACCAGAGGAGGCUACGCCUCGCUGCCCACCCAGGAGCUGUCGCGCCCGUAUACCUCGUUCACCGUCAAGUCCAACGGCGAGCUGCGCUACUGCAAGAAGUGCCAGACCAAGAAGCCGGACCGCGCCCACCACUGCUCGACCUGCAAACGCUGCGUGCUGAAGAUGGACCACCACUGCCCGUGGCUAGCCGCCUGCAUCGGCCUUAGGAAUUACAAGCCCUUCCUGCUGUUCCUGACCUACCUGUCGCUGUUCUGCUGGGCCUGCUUCGCGCUGUCGGGCAUUUGGUGCUGGAAGGAGUUCACAACCGACCAGUAUAUGGACACCCUGACGCCCGUCAACUACAUCGUGCUGGCCGUUAUCUCGGGCAUCGUUGGCCUGGUCAUCACCGGCUUCACCGUCUGGCACGUCAUGCUGGCCGCCCGUAACAUGACAACCAUCGAGAGUCUGGAGAAGACGCGGUACCUGUCGCCGCUGCGCAAGUCGAUGCAGCAGCACUUCAACAACCAGGGCCAGCGCCACUACGUCGACUCAGCCGAUGGCGGCCAUCCCAGCAUCGGCGAUCAGCUCAUGGAGAUCCACGCCAACGCACUGCCCGGAGUGACGCGGCCGGAAGAGGGCGAGGACUACCGACGAGCGGGGUCGCCCGCACAACGAUCGCUGCAACGCAACUGGGCAGACCUGGAAGCGGCGCGCGAGCGCGAGCGCUACGACGAGUACCUGGACGAGCUGGACUCGGAGAAGCUGCCCAACGCCUUCGACCUAGGCUGGCGGCGCAACCUGCGGCACGUCAUGGGCGAGAACCCGUGGCUGUGGGCGCUGCCCAUCUGCAACACGACCGGCGACGGCUGGCGCUGGGACGCCAGCCCGCGCUGGGUCGAGGCGCGCGAGCGCAUCGCCGAGGAGCGCUUCACGCAGAUGCAGCGCCAGAAGGACCGCGAGCGCGCCGCCGGCUGGGGCGUGCCCGACUCGCCGCCCCAGCGCUCGUCCUCCCCGCCCACCUACACCAACCGCAACUCCCGCUUCCUCACUACCAGCAACGGCGUCGCCACCGUCCCGCGCGAGGGCCGCCGCAGCCCCGGCAAGGCCGACGCCAUCCUCGGCCGCGCCCCGGGCCUGUACUCGGACGACCCGGGCAUGGUCGGCGGCGGCGUGCCCAUGCAGUACAUGCCCAGCCGCGGCGGCCGCGCGCGCGCUUCGUACGACGACCUGGACGACUUUGACGACGACGACGAUGAUGACGACGAUGACGAGGAGGAUGAGGAGGACGAGUACGACGAGAGCAGCGACGAGGCUGAGGACAAGGUCAAGAAGAAGAACAGGAAAGCGAGCAACGGCGGCCUCAUCAACGGUACCAACGGCGUCAACGGCACCUCUUCUUCUUCAUCAUCCACCUCGGCCGUUCCCGAGAUCAAGACGGAGAACUGGAAUGACCUACCGGCGGAGAUGGUCGGGGGAAGGACGAGGAGAGGGCCAACGGCGAAGAGGCCGGUCAAGAAGACGGUAGCGGCGAAGAAGGCGGAGGAUGAGUGGCAAGAAUGGGGACCGAAGUAA